GAGUCUUCUCUUCACGGCGGGCGGGUUGUUGUGGCCUGUGGCUGCUGUGGUGUGGUGUGGGUAGGCAGCACGAGACGAUCGAGAGUUCGACUAGUCGUCGAGACCACCAACAAACCAAACACCACAACACAACACGACUCGAGCGAGGGACGGAGGAGCAAUGGCGGAGCCGAGCCAGCAGCUGCUGCGGUCGUUCGUGGAGGUGCCGGCGGGCUCGCACUUCCCCAUCCAGAACCUGCCCUUCGGGGUCUUCCGCCGCCAGGGGUCGGCUCAGGCGCAGGCGCAGGCGCCGCGCCCCGCCGUGGCCAUCGGGGACUUCGCGCUCGACCUCGCCGCCGUCGCCGACGCGGGGCUCUUCGACGGGCCCGUGCUCUCCGGCUCCCCGUGCUUUCACCAGGAGACGCUCAACAUGUUCUUGGGGAUGGGCCGCCCGGCGUGGAGGGAGGCUCGCGCCACGCUACAGAAAAUUCUCUCAGCUGACGAGCCAGUCUUGCGUGACAACGAGGCCCUGAGGAACAAGUGUCUGGUACCAAUGAGUGAUAUCGAGAUGGUUCUACCAAUCACGGUUGGAGGUUACACAGACUUCUUUUGUUCUGUGCACCAUGCAAGGAACUGCGGAUUCAUCUUCCGAGGGCCGCAGACUCCAGUCAUGCCAAAUUGGUUUUAUCUUCCAAUAGGAUACAAUGGACGAGCAUCAUCUAUAGUUGUGUCUGGAACCGAUGUCAUUAGACCCAGAGGACAAGGACAUCCAACAGGAAACUCUUCUGCUCCUUAUUUUGGCCCCUCUCAGAAGCUUGAUUUUGAACUUGAGAUGGCUGCCAUUGUUGGUCCGGGGAAUGAAUUAGGCAAACCUAUUGAUAUUAAUGACGCUGAAGAACAUAUUUUUGGCCUAACUUUGAUGAAUGAUUGGAGUGCCAGAGAUAUCCAGGCUUGGGAGACUAUACCUCUUGGACCUUUCCUUGGGAAAAGCUUCAGUACCACCAUAUCACCAUGGAUUGUUACUCUAGAUGCUUUGAAGCCUUUCAUGUGUGAUGCUCCUAAGCAGGAACCCGAGCCUUUACCGUACCUAGCUGAAAAGAACCACAUAAACUAUGACAUUCCUCUUGAAGUCUGGGUUAAGCCCAAAGGUCAAAAUGAUGCAUCAGUUGUCACAAAAACUAAUUUCAAGCAUCUGUAUUGGACGGUGACGCAGCAGCUAACACACCACACUAUCAAUGGAUGCAACAUGAGUCCGGGGGAUAUAUUUGCAACUGGCACACUCAGUGGACCUGAACCAGAGUCCCUCGGAUGUCUGCUGGAGCUAACAUGGAACGGGCAGAAUGAGAUACCGGUGGGGAAUUCAACCCGCAAGUAUCUAGAAGACGGGGAUGAGGUCAUCUUGACAGGAUGCUGCAAGGGUGAAGGCUACAACGUUGGUUUUGGAACCUGCACCGGGAAGGUUCUGCCGGCACUUCCCUGAGCCAACACCGUCUUCGCAUCAGUUCUCCAGAGUCUCAACAAUCAAAAAGAGUUCCUUCCGAUAUCUAGCAAGCUGCUAUGUAACUGAACAAUACGGGUUGUUUUCCUGCACUGUUGAAGAUGAGGAGACUGAUACUCUGUUGUGCAAUAAAAUUGGUUCAUCAUUUUACACAUUUUC
Sorghum bicolor (sorghum) is the source of this 1636-nucleotide messenger RNA. Its product is annotated as fumarylacetoacetase. The record is from RefSeq and is a predicted model, not a curated record. Gene Ontology annotation, biological process: L-phenylalanine catabolic process; homogentisate catabolic process; L-tyrosine catabolic process. NCBI's taxonomy places the organism in Eukaryota, Viridiplantae, Streptophyta, Magnoliopsida, Poales, Poaceae. The transcript is spliced from 14 exons. The coding region runs from base 161 to 1459 and encodes 432 amino acids. Gene Ontology annotation, molecular function: fumarylacetoacetase activity.